AUGGCAAAUAACGUGGAGGAGAACCCCAGAAAGGGGAAUUCUGGAGAGAAUGCAGGUAUUGAUUCAAGUCAUUUAUUACCUGUUCUACAAGGAGUACCUCCCCCAGAGUCCCACCAGCAUCAAGUUGCCGCCCAAGCAAUUGAUGUCCCGUCUACCGUCGACCCCCAGCUACCUUCUCACAACCAGGGCGAUUAUUCCGGGCUUAAUCCCACGGCUCCACUCGCCCCCCAGACAACGGCCCGCCAACAUAGCUGCCAUCACAGUGUGGUAGAACGCCAGUUCUGCGUGGACCGUAUGGAAACAUGCGAGUCAUGUGGACGACGGCCAUAUCUUGGUUGGGUCUAUCUCUGUAUUGAGGACACUGCGGGAUUUUCUGGUCCAUUGGAUCCCAUGAGCGGUCCGUUUCUCAGUCCUUGGAUCCUGAAAGCAAUGGAAGAUGGCCACUAUACGACAGAGCAGAAGGAAAUUGUGGUCCACCAGAAGCUGAACGUCGUGAAGAUGGUGGAGAGAGAAAAGGCCCCCGCACCCCCACCACUAUCAAUGCUUUAUGCUCAGCGUAGUGUGCAUGUUGGUCAUAAUCAGGAUGAUACAUGGGUUGAACUGAUUGAAGAUGUUAGCCAGCGGGAUGAGGGCUCUGGCGACUUCACGGCUUUAUCCGAACAUACUGGACAAAUCUCGCGAAUUUUCCAGCGCUCGCUUCCUCCUCUCCCAUGUGCAUUCAGGGCCUGUCGUUACUGUGAGCGUCGCUAUGGUAAUCUCGAGGAGCGUACCUGGAUCAGCCUCAAUGAAAUCUGCAACGACCGUUCUAUUACUCCUCCGGAUCCGUGGGAUUUGCUCGGGAGGCCCGUCUCCGAUGCCCAUAUCCUUCGCGACAUAGGGCUUCGCUCUCAGUCUACCAGCACUAGUUCUCCACAUAUAGGCUCAUCGGGUCAUAGUACUAGCGAAGGCCACGAACAUUCAAGUAUCAGGCUUUUUUCCGGGCAGAAUAUCACAAACACCAAUCUCCAUGAGCUCGUCAAUCAGUCCUUCGAUAUAUCGGCCGGAAGUGAAGACACUGAACUUGGAGGUAUCGGAUCGCACGCGAACCAGUCGAGUGAAAGUGUCAUCAUCGGAGUGGCUAUCUCUGCGGUCGUUGGUGAUUAUUCAGUCGGGUCAGAGCACGGCCAUGACGGCAGCACGGAAGAACAGAAUCGAUGA
Molecule: messenger RNA, 1197 nt
Organism: Aspergillus alliaceus
Lineage: Eukaryota; Fungi; Ascomycota; Eurotiomycetes; Eurotiales; Aspergillaceae
Exons: 1
Coding region: 1-1197 (398 amino acids)
Source: RefSeq, a predicted model, not a curated record